Molecule: messenger RNA, 2253 nt
Organism: Meriones unguiculatus (Mongolian gerbil)
Lineage: Eukaryota; Metazoa; Chordata; Mammalia; Rodentia; Muridae
Product: cyclin-dependent kinase 8-like
Biological process (GO): protein phosphorylation
Cellular component (GO): nucleus; mediator complex
Molecular function (GO): RNA polymerase II CTD heptapeptide repeat kinase activity; cyclin-dependent protein serine/threonine kinase activity; ATP binding
Source: RefSeq, a predicted model, not a curated record
GACAGCCGCCGCCGGCUUCCGCGCCCGGCCGCGCGCUCCCGUCCCUCCUCCUCCUCCUCCUCUUUCUCUCUCCCCCUCCUCCUCCCCGUCCUCCCCGUCCUCCUCCUCCUCCUCCUCCUCCGUCUCCGAAGCGCGAGGAGCCGCGGGGAGCACCGCCCCCUCCCUCCUCCCUCCUCCCGCUCCCUCCUCUCCCUCCUCUCCCUCCCUCCUCCCCCUCCCUCCUCCCCCGCAUGCGCCCCGAGGCCCCGCGGGGCGCCCCCUCGCUCCCCGUGCUCCCCACCGCUCCUCCCCACCCCAUCUCCGUGCUCCCUGAGCUCCCCGUGUCCUCUGGGGACUCCCCGUGCUCCCUCCCCACCCUGAUCCUCCUGCUCCCCCCGAUUCUUGAGCUCCUCGCCGCUCCCCAUCCUCCCCACCGCUCCUCCGUCUCUGCUCCUUGUGCUCCCUCGAUCUCCCUUUCCUCCCCGUGCUCCCCCAUCCCCGUGCUCCCCCAUCCCCGUGCUCCCGCUCCCCGUCCUCCCGUGCUCCCCGUGCUCCCCCACUCCCUUGCUCCUCUGAUCCUUGUGCUCCCUGUGUUCCCCCAUCCUCGUGCUCCCCCAUCCCCGUGCUCCCCAUCCCCGUGCUCCCCCCAUCCUCGUGCUCCCCAUCCCCGUGCUCCCCCUGCUCCCUGUGGUCCUCUGAUCCUUGUGCUCCCUGUUCUCCCCUGCUCCCUGUGCUCCCCCAUCCCCGUGCUCCCCCAUCCUCGUGCUCCCCCAUCCUCGUGCUCCCCCAUCCUCGUGCUCCCCCAUCCUCGUGCUCCCCCAUCCUCGUGCUCCCCCAUCCUCGUGCUCCCCCAUCCUCGUGCUCCCCCAUCCUCGUGCUCCCCCAUCCCGUGCUCCCCCUUGCUCCCUGUGGUCCUCUGAUCCUUGUGCUCCCUGCUGCUCCCCCGCUCCCCCUCCUCCCUGCUCCCCCUCCUCCCUGCUCCCCCUCCUCCCCGCUCUCCGUGCUCCCCGCCCCCCGUGCUCCCCGCGCUCCCGUGCUCCCGCCAUGGACUAUGACUUCAAGCUGAAGCUGAGCGGGGAGCGCGAGCGCGUGGAGGACCUGUUCGAGUACGAGGGCUGCAAGGUCGGGAGGGGGACGUACGGGCACGUGUACAAGGCCAAGCGCAAGGACGGGAAGGACGACAAGGACUAUGCGCUGAAGCAGAUCGAGGGCACCGGGAUCUCCAUGUCCGCCUGCAGGGAGAUAGCGCUCCUGCGCGAGCUCAAGCACCCGAACGUGAUCUCGCUGCAGAAGGUUUUCCUGUCUCACGCCGACCGCAAGGUGUGGCUGCUCUUCGACUACGCGGAGCACGACCUGUGGCACAUCAUCAAGUUCCACCGCGCGUCGAAGGCGAACAAGAAGCCGGUGCAGCUGCCGCGGGGGAUGGUGAAGUCGCUGCUGUACCAGAUCCUCGACGGCAUCCACUACCUGCACGCGAACUGGGUGCUGCACCGCGACCUGAAGCCCGCGAACAUCCUGGUGAUGGGCGAAGGCCCCGAGCGCGGCCGCGUCAAGAUCGCCGACAUGGGCUUCGCGCGUCUCUUCAACUCCCCGCUGAAGCCGCUCGCGGACCUGGACCCGGUGGUCGUGACCUUCUGGUACCGCGCGCCGGAGCUGCUGCUGGGGGCCCGGCACUACACCGCAAGGCCAUCGGUGAACAUCUGGGCGAUCGGCUGCAUCUUCGCGGAGCUGCUGACGUCGGAGCCGAUUUUCCACUGCCGCCAGGAGGACAUCAAGACCAGCAACCCGUACCACCACGACCAGCUCGACCGCAUCUUCAACGUCAUGGGCUUCCCCGCGGACAAGGACUGGGAGGACAUCGAGAAGAUGCCGGAGCACUCGACGCUCAUGAAGGACUUCCGGCGCAACACCUACGCCAACUGCAGCCUCAUCAAGUGCAUGGAGAAGCACAAGGUCAAACCCGACAGCAAAGCUUUCCACCUGACCCCCGACCCUGACCCCUGUGACCCCCGACCCCCGACCCUCCACCCUGGUGAGCGACCCCCGACCCCUGACCCCUGUGACCCCGACCCCUGUGACCCCACGACCCCUGACCCUGACCCCGACCCCUGUGACCCCCGACCCCUGACCCUGACCCCGACCCUGACCCCCGGCCCCCGGCCCUCCACCUGCGACCCCCCGACCCCUGACCCCUGUGACCCCCGACCCCUGACCCCCGACCCUGACCCCCGACCCCCGACCCCCGACCCCCCGACCCCUGACCCCCGACCCUGA